CCCUCAAGGGCGAUUUACGUGAAGGUUGUACUAGUAGUUGCUGGUUAUUCUGGGGAAUCCCAUUACAGGAAGUGUACUAGUCGCGUGGUCAUCAUCGUCCGAUUAGUAUUCAAAGCGUGGCAGUAACUAUCGUGCAUUCUAAGCAACCGGGUCGAACUAAAGGCGAACAUCAUGAUCAUCUAUACCAACACCGGCAAUCCGUUUGGAUUGAAGUUGCUGAUUUGUGCAAAAUUGGCCAAACGUGAGGUAGAGGUUAAGCAUGUCACGUUGAACGAUCCAAGUCUGGGUGAUUGGAAGCAUCUACCGGUGCUGGAGCUGGAUAGCGGGAAAAGGCUGUUUUCCACGGACUUGGCAGUCAAGUACCUGCUGUCGGAUGAAGACGCGUCCAGCACGGUCGUACAACGGGAUGAGUGGUUGGAGUGGUCCACGAAGCGGCUGGCUCCGGCGCUGACUCAUAACAUGGCGGUUGGUUCGCGUUCCGAUCCCAACACGAAGCCAAUCCUCAACACGCUUGUAAAAAUGCUGGAAGAUUGUUUGAGCAAAAGCACCUUCCUGACGGGCGAUAAGUUGACGAGCGCCGAUGUGUCCGUCUGGAGUCUUAUCGCCCCGGAUGGUACGCUAAAGGGUGCAGUCAAUAUUGACAAUUUGCUUCGCUGGUAUAGACAAAUAUCGACGCUACCGGAGGUGCAGGCGGCGCUUGGCGUGCUGCCAUUGAAGGAGCUUAGUUUUGCGUCACUCCAGCAUAGUAAUCGCUUCGGUGGAUUGCAUCAUAUCGUACUGAACCCGGAAAUAGCGGACUUUGAGGGUGAGCUGCUGGCGGACACUGCAGCGAACAUAGCUGAAACGGUGCAACCCGAGGAAAUCGAAGCGGCACGUGUCGCCUUUGCCGACGUGGACAAUCGAGCGAUCCGAGAUGAGCCACGUAUCGUGUUACCGAAGGCGGGCCAAAAGAACAAUCUCAUCACAUCGGCCUUGCCGUACGUUAACAACGUGCCCCAUCUGGGCAACAUCGUAGGCUGUGUGCUUUCUGCUGACAUUUUCGCACGAUAUUCGCGACUCUGCGGAUACAACACGCUGUACAUCGGUGGCACGGAUGAGUACGGUACGGCAACGGAGACGAAAGCGUUGGCCGAAAACAUGACCCCACGGCAGAUCUGCGACAAGUACUUCGAUAUCCACAACUCCAUCUACCGGUGGUUCGGUAUCGGUUUCGAUUACUUUGGCCGAACGACAACGACCGAGCAAACCCGUAUCGUACAGGAGCUGUUCGGAGAACUGUACGCGAAGGGAUACAUCGAAACGCGGGCAGUCGAACAGCUGCUGUGCACGAAAUGUGAUCGCUAUCUGGCGGAUCGAUUCGUCGAGGGUACCUGUCCACAUCCGGGCUGUGGCUAUGAAGACGCCCGAGGUGACCAGUGCGAUGGUUGCGGCAAACUGGUGAACGCAAUCGAACUGUUGCGCCCACGUUGCAAGGUCUGCAACAGUUCACCAAUCAUGCGCGAAUCGAACCAAUUCUUCCUCGAUCUACCAAAGAUUGAACCGGAGCUGCGUGCAUGGAUCGAUCGGUCAGAUCCGGGUUGGACACAUAACGCACGUGUCAUCACGCGGUCCUGGUUGAAAGAAGGGCUCAAGUCUCGUUGCAUCACGCGUGAUCUUAAGUGGGGUAUUCCGGUGCCAGUCGAGGGGUACGAAAAGAAGGUAUUCUACGUGUGGUUCGAUGCCCCGAUCGGGUACAUUUCGAUCACCAGCCGCUACUGCAAGGAGUGGAAACAGUGGUGGCAGCCGGAUACCGCCAACACUGGCGUCAAGGUGGACCUCUAUCAAUUUAUGGCCAAGGAUAACGUUCCGUUCCAUUCCGUCAUGUUCCCGGCUUCCCUGCUCGCCGUCAAUCAAGGCCAUACGCUGGUGUCCCACAUCAUGGCCACGGAGUAUCUGAACUACGAAGAUGGCAAGUUUAGCAAGAGCCGUGGUAUUGGCGUGUUUGGAAAUGACGCACAGGACACGGGCAUUCCAGCCGACGUCUGGCGCUUCUAUCUGGGAGCCUCUCGACCAGAAGGACAGGAUUCAUCCUUCAGCUGGAGCGAUCUGCAGGCUCGCAACAACAACGAGCUGCUGAAAAAUUUGGGCAAUUUCGUCAACCGGGCCCUAGUGUUUUGCGAAAAGUUCUUCGAUUCCACGAUUCCACCGAUGACGCUGAUUGAAGACGAUUACACGCUACUUGCGUUGGCCAAUCGUGAGUUGAAGGGAUACGUCCAUCAGAUGGAGAAGGCGCGUAUGCGUGACGGCAUCAGGCAUAUGCUACAAAUCUCUCGCUAUGGCAACCAGUUCAUGCAGAACGAAGAACCAUGGGUCAAAGUGAAAGGAACGGAUGAGCAAAAGGCACGUGCCGGUACCGUAAUUGGACUCUGUUGUAAUUUCGCAUGUUUGCUGGCAACGCUCAUCUUCCCCUUCAUGCCAGCCACUGCUCGCAAUCUGUACAGCCAGCUGAAUGUCCGAGGAGGCUAUAUCAAUGCAGACAAGCCACUGCUCCGGACGGUGCUACCGAGUGGACAUCGGAUCGGAAAACCAGCCGUACUGUUCUCUAAAAUCGAAGAUUCGCGUCUCGCUGAACUGAAACAAAAGUACGGUGGACAACAGCAAUCAUCGGCAAGCGAAACGGCCAAACCGGCCGCCUCAGCAAAGAGUGCGCCAAAUAGCUUGAAAGAGGCACAGAAAGCGGUAGAUGAGCAGGCAGCCAAAGUGCGCAAGGUCAAAUCGAGCGGAGCCGAUCGUUCUGUCUGGCAACCGGAAGUAAACAUUUUGCUGGAGCUCAAGAAGCAGCUGCAAGCACUGGGACUGCCACGGACCUCUGAGAGUGCCCCGCAAGCUCCUGGAGAACCACAGCAGCAGCAGCCAUCGGCGGCACCGGCAUCGCCUGCUGCGACUACUGCUGAUCCGCAAGCUGUGAAAACACUUGAGGAAGAUAUUGCAAAGCAAGGAGAAAAGGUCCGUCAGCUGAAGGCCAGCAAGUCGGAUAAAUCGGUCUGGCAACCGGAAGUUUCGAUUCUUUUGUCUCUGAAAGAGAAGCUCGCUAGUCUUACCGGAGUGGUAGCCCCGGCACCAAGCAGCGGUAGUGGCAAAAAGAAGGGCAACAAAAAGUAAUCUCUCUUCUUCGCUUAGCUGGCCAUGGAUGCCAGUUCAAUAACUUAUCAAUCAGAAUGGUGCGAGCAUUUCAUGCUCAAUUCCAUCGGUUAUACCUGUUUUAUGCUUCUACUUUAAUAUUUCUGCUGUUCCUUGUUCUCUGAUGUUCCAACAGUAAAGUAAUAAAUAUCGUUUGAAUUUGGCUGUAA
Molecule: messenger RNA, 3329 nt
Organism: Anopheles darlingi
Lineage: Eukaryota; Metazoa; Arthropoda; Insecta; Diptera; Culicidae
Gene: MetRS
Product: methionine--tRNA ligase, cytoplasmic
Exons: 4
Coding region: 172-3141 (989 amino acids)
Biological process (GO): methionyl-tRNA aminoacylation
Cellular component (GO): cytosol; aminoacyl-tRNA synthetase multienzyme complex
Molecular function (GO): ATP binding; methionine-tRNA ligase activity
Source: RefSeq, a predicted model, not a curated record